CCCUCAAAUGCAAGCCAGUCCGCCUAGGCAGCGCUACGUUUCCGGCGUACCGCUCCGUUCCGAUACGAUCCCAUUCGAUUCGAUUCGCACCGAUUCGAACCGAUCCGUUUCCGUUUCAGUUUCCGGCAAGUCAGUGCUAAAAAGCCGUCGCAACACAGAGACUCCGUCAAACCAAAUUGAUCAAACUGAGAAUAACUAAUAAAUAAUACAGUGAAAAUGUGCCAACUAUUAAUUAAACAGUAAAAACAAGGACGAGCGACCACACCCGGAGGUGUGAGGAAAGCCGUGUCCUUCGACGGACAGUGUCCGGCUGUCAGUUGGUCAAACAGUUCAUCAAUAAACGAUUCGACGACUUCCGUUUCAUUGCGUGUCCUUUACCUGUGUGGCAUGUCUGUGCACGUCUGCGUGUCUGUGUGUGUGUGCUGGCUGUGCGUGUGAGUGUGCUAGCUGAGGAAACUUUGCAACUUCCGGCCAAGUGACUUCGAUUUAAUUUCUUUGGCUUUUUUAUGGUCAAGGCAUUUAAUUAAUUUUACUAUGGCAAUUUGAUCGUCUGCUGGCCUGAACUCUGACCCCUAACCCCUAAAAGUGUGGCACACACAAAACAAGGAGGCGGCAAAAAGGAACAUCCGAAGGAGGAGGAGGAGUAGCCAGCCACACCCAUUUCCACCGAACAAUUGAGAUGUAAUUUACACCGCAGGUGAACUUGAACUUCAACGUUCUGUGAUAGACGAGUAUACGAGCAGCCAAUCCCCAUUGGGAUUCUGCCCCCCAAAAACCAAAACCGAUUCUCGGAUUCAAUCAAAUUGAAUCCCGAAUCAGAAAGCGAAUCGAAGGUGAUCUUAACUCUUGGAUCGGCUUUUAGAAACAGCGACAAACUGUCGACUCUGUCGAUACGCAACUUCUCGGCAAACAUGCUGAACAAUCUUGGGGCCAAUGUGCUGGGCCCCAAGGAUUGUGAUCUGCCUAAGGCCGCAUUAACAGCGCUGCACGCGGGAGUCAAUAGUUUUGGCCAACUGCCGGUUGGCCCUAACUUGGCCGAUCUAGGCGGCGGAGCAGGCGGUGGAUCCUCUGGCGGAGUGCCUGUGGGCGGCGGUGUGGCACGCCUUCACAUUUCCGGUGGACUGUGCGACAAUUCCAAUGCGUUGAACAGCGGAAACGGAAACAGCGGCAACGGAAACGGCAGCAACAACAACGGCAACAGCAACAACAACAGCAACAUGCAGCAACAGGAUCAGCACCUGGACAAAAACAAGCAGAAGCGACACCGAACCCGCUUCACACCUGCCCAGCUGAACGAGCUGGAGCGCUGCUUCUCGAAGACCCACUAUCCGGACAUCUUCAUGCGCGAGGAGAUCGCCAUGCGGAUCGGCCUCACCGAGUCCCGCGUUCAGGUGUGGUUCCAAAACCGCCGGGCCAAGUGGAAGAAGCGCAAGAAGACCACCAACGUAUUCCGCACACCGGGCGCCCUGCUGCCCUCUCAUGGACUUCCCCCCUUUGGGGCUAAUAUCACCAAUAUUGCCAUGGGCGAUGGCCUCUGUGGCACGGGAAUGUUUGGUGGAGAUCGCUGGAGCGUAGGAGUUAACCCGAUGACGGCAGGCUUUGGCCAGCUGAAUCAGUCGUCGCCACUCUCGUCCUCGCUGAACAGCGGCCUAAACUCGGGCAUUAACAUGGGUUCCGCCUUGGGAGCGGGCAGUUAUCAGCACUACGGCCUGAAUGCUCUGGGCGACUCCAUGAUGUACCAGCACAGUGUGGGCGGGGUCAGUUGUGGGCCGAGUGGUUCGCCGAGCGCCACCACCCCGCCGAACAUGAACAGCUGCUCGUCGGUGACCCCGCCGCCACUUUCCGCGCAGCCGAACUCCAGCCAGAACGAGCUCAAUGGCGAGCCCAUGCAAUCUCACCAACAACAGCAGCAGCAAACUCACCAGCAGCAGCAGCAACAAGCUCACCAACAGCAGCAGAUGGCGCCACCAACUCCCACACAGCAACAACAAGAGGCAGGACUACCGCUCUGCCACCAGUCCAUGCAGUCACCAACGGAUGGCGCCACCGAUGACGACGUGUGGCGAGGACACAGCAUCGCAGCGCUGCGGCGGCGGGCAUCGGAACUAAACGCCAUUCCCUCCUACCUGCACCCACACCACCCACACAACUACGAGCACCAGAACUCGGUCUACUGAAAUUUGUUGAAAAGCUUCGAAAGCUUUUCGGAUUACGGGUUCACCAACUGCGGAGCUCCCGACAUGAACUAGGAUGUGGUGGAUCGGUGCAGGAACGGCCGUUGCAGAUUCAAAUGGCGGCUAACUGCGAGGGCGAAGGAAGCGUUAUAAGAUAACCAAAACCUAGGCUUAGGGCAUUGUACAAUUUAUGUGUUUGCAUUAUUUGUUUCAUGAUUUAUCAGAUUAAACUUAAACUUAAAAGACUAUAAUGAAUGUAAACCAUGUAUACGAGAAACGAAGCUUGAGAAGGCACUAACGAUUUAUUCGAAACUAGGUCCUAAGCCAACUAUGAAACUAUUCCCGCAUGAAUAUGUAGACAUUAGAUGUAACAUUUGCCGUAUACGAAAACUGUAUAAACUAGAUCGCCAGAGGGGAUAUGGCCAACCGUAUCCCUGAGGUGUCACAAUAAUUUUUGGCAAGACGAUUCCACGGAGUCAGCGCUUAGUUCGUACAUAAGCAUAAUUAUGCCUAGGAGUGUAUGUAAGUAGAUCUAUUCUCAGUGUAAGUGUUGUUGUUUUUGUGUAUAGGCAGUAUACUUCCGUUCCGUUGCUAUCUCUCGAUCUAGCCAUACGAUACAACCCAUAGAAUAUAUCAAACGAGCAGCCCCCGCCCCCACUAUAGCAAACUGACACUGGCGCAGCUCAAGUCUCAACCUAAAACCGUUUCAGAGUGCACGCAUCCGAUGGAUUACUUUUACGAUUACCAAUUACAAAUUAUGCAAAAACAAAUACAAAUACAAAUACAAAUACAAAUACAACUACAAAUACAAAUACCAUUAUAUAUACAUGCAUACGAUUAUGGCAUACUUGUAAUAGACUUUCUUGUAUCGUUUAAGCCUAAAUUUAAAUCCAACUAAACAAAAAACGAAACCCAAUUACUAUGUAUGUAAUUAUGCGUAUUAUUAAAUAGUAAACUAAAUUAAAAACUG
Molecule: messenger RNA, 3144 nt
Organism: Drosophila eugracilis
Lineage: Eukaryota; Metazoa; Arthropoda; Insecta; Diptera; Drosophilidae
Gene: otp
Product: homeobox protein orthopedia
Exons: 9
Coding region: 912-2177 (421 amino acids)
Biological process (GO): regulation of DNA-templated transcription; neuron differentiation
Molecular function (GO): DNA-binding transcription factor activity, RNA polymerase II-specific; DNA binding
Source: RefSeq, a predicted model, not a curated record